Cylas formicarius (sweet potato weevil) is the source of this 1715-nucleotide messenger RNA. Its product is annotated as dynein regulatory complex subunit 3-like. The record is from RefSeq and is a predicted model, not a curated record. The transcript is spliced from 8 exons. NCBI's taxonomy places the organism in Eukaryota, Metazoa, Arthropoda, Insecta, Coleoptera, Brentidae. Bases 72 to 1700 code for a protein of 542 amino acids. Gene Ontology annotation, molecular function: protein binding.
UCUCGUUUCCUUGGAAGCAUCCAAACAAAAUAAUCAAUUCCCGCUUCCUAACGUUCAGUUUGCAACACGUGAUGACAGAUCCGUGUAAAGAAAGACAGCUCCGAGUUAUCGACAACGACCUUAUAGAGAAAUGUAUAGAUUUGCAAUAUCCAAAAGGCGAGGUGGGCCGCCUUUUACGCGAAAAAGGCAUCUCCAUGGACGAAGUUAAACAAAUUCGAUUUGAAUACUUAAACAUUCUAAAAAUAGAUCACCUGUGGAUACUAAAAACCUUAACCAAAUUAGGGCUCAACAACAAUCUGAUCGAAAAAAUUGAGAACUUGGAUAGCCUGGUACAUUUGAAAGAACUAGAUCUCUCGUUUAACAAUAUUAAAAAAAUUGAAAAUUUAGAUGCUUUAAUCAAUCUUGAAAAGAUAAAUUUCUACGAAAAUUUAAUCGAAAUCGUGGAGAACAUGGAAAAACAAACAAAGCUCGCCAUUUUCAGCAUAGGAAAAAAUAAAUUAGUUGACAAGAGCAACGUAAAUUACUUUAGAAAAUUUCCAAAUCUCAUAUCGCUGAAUAUGGCAGAAAAUCCAUGCACCCACGACCAACAAUUUAGAUGCUAUGUGGCUGCCUAUUUGCCGAACCUGGUAUAUUACGAAUAUCGCAGAAUCACUGACGAAGAAAGGAACUUGGGAAAUGAAAUAUUUGAAGAGUCUCUUCGAACGCUUCAGAAAGAAGAAGCCAAAGAAUACGAGAGAAAAUCUGCCUUGCAAAAAAAAAUGGCAGAUACAGAGAUGCAUUGCAAAAUGUUCGUCGAUGGUUUGGAUGCCGACCAACUCUUCGAAGAAAUGUUUGAACAUGAUCCGGAAGGAAAAGCACUUCUUGAAAUUGGCGAAGACGCUACCGAACUCUACGAAGAAUAUAAGAGUCAAUUUGUUAACUUGUGCAAAACAAUUUUUGAAAUUGGCGAAAAAUAUUACAACUUACGUCAAACAGAAAUGGACGAAUUUACCAGAUGCAUUGAAAAUGCCAAAAGGGACAAUAAGGAAAGGAGUAUCGAAAUCAUGGAAUUAUUUUUAGAAAAAAAAACUGAAUUGUUCAACGAGGUUAAAAAAUACCAAGUUCAACUGGACCACGACGCCAUCACGGAGGACCAAUACAAGGAAAAGGUCGAGCAGUGCCAAAAAAAUUACGAUACCAAAAUCCAUUUCACAUGGAAAAAAUUAAUGACCUUGGAAAUGACACUUUUUGAACAGAUUGAAGAAGUCAAUCAACUGUUUGAACAAAAUAUGACCGAAAUAAUUAAUAAUUUAAUUGAAGCAGUGCAGGCCAUAUUUACAAAUCUGAGAGCCACUGAAGUGUCAUACGCAGAAAAUAUUCAUGAUGCAGCCACAAGAUAUCUGGCUAUUGUGAGUUUAAAUGCGGAUGAAACACUAUCUAAAUUAUUAAAAAAUAUAAUGACUGACAGAGAUUCAGUGAACAAUGCCAUGGCCGCUACACAUGAUGUACAUAUGCAGAUUAUCGACGGCAGAGAAGACAGAAUGGUGAAUACAGCGAAAAGAUGGUUUAAGACCGAAAUGGAAACUCUAGCCAACAAUGCAAUAAUCAGAAACAGACAUAAACUGCUGGAAAUCAACCAUUUUCUUGACAUACAAAGAGAGGAGUUCGAAGACUUAGCAACAACAACAACGGAAAUCAAUAAUGAGGAACUUGAAAUUUAGUACCAUCAAAUAAAG